Fukomys damarensis (Damara mole-rat) is the source of this 4402-nucleotide messenger RNA. RefSeq names its product large tumor suppressor kinase 1 (gene Lats1). The record is from RefSeq and is a predicted model, not a curated record. Gene Ontology annotation, biological process: hippo signaling; positive regulation of apoptotic process; regulation of organ growth. Gene Ontology annotation, molecular function: protein binding; ATP binding; protein serine/threonine kinase activity. The transcript has 8 exons. Lineage: Eukaryota; Metazoa; Chordata; Mammalia; Rodentia; Bathyergidae. Bases 166 to 3558 code for a protein of 1130 amino acids. Gene Ontology annotation, cellular component: spindle pole.
CUCCCGAAUGCUGGGAUUGCAGGGUUAUUUAGAUUAUUAGAGAUUUUAAUGUUCCAGAAGACUUCGUCAAAGAAUUAUUUUCACUUUUGUUCAAGAGAAAGCUUUGAAUCUGUCAGCUAGCUCAUAAAGAAGUCAUUUUUGUGGGUUACAUAUAUAGAUGUUUUCAUGAAGAGGAGUGAAAAGCCAGAAGGAUAUAGACAAAUGAGGCCUAAGACCUUUCCUGCCAGUAAUUACACUGGCAGCAGCCGGCAAAUGUUGCAAGAAAUUCGGGAAUCCCUUAGGAAUUUAUCCAAACCAUCUGAUGCUGCUAAGGCUGAGUAUAAUAUGACCAAAAUGUCAACUGAAGAUGCUCGACAAAUGAGAAAUCCACCCAAAUUUGGGACAUAUCAUAAAGCCUUGCAAGAAAUUCGAAACUCUUUACUACCAUUUGCAAAUGAAACAAGUUCUUCCUCCAGGAGUACUUCAGAAGUUAAUCCACAGAUGUUUCAAGAUUUGCAGGCUGCUGGAUUUGAUGAGGAUAUGGUUAUACAGGCUCUGCAGAAAACUAAUAAUAGGAGUAUAGAAGCAGCAAUUGAAUUCAUUAGUAAAAUGAGUUACCAAGACCCUCGGCGGGAGCAGAUGGCUACAGCAGCUGCCAGACCUAUCAAUGCCAGCAUGAAGCCAGGAAGUGUGCAACAAUCAAUUAACCGCAAACAAAGCUGGAAAGGUUCUAAAGAGUCUUUGGUUCCUCAGAGACAUGGCCCACCUCUAGGAGAAAGUGUAGCCUAUCGUUCUGAAAGUCCCAACUCACAAACAGAUGUAGGAAGACCUUUGUCUGGAUCCGGUAUAACAGCAUUUGCUCAAGCUCACCCAAACAAUGGACAGAGAGUAAACCCCCUCCCACCUCCUCAAGUAAGGAGUGUCACUCCACCACCUCCUCCAAGAGGCCAGACUCCCCCUCCACGAGGUACAACUCCACCUCCCCCAUCGUGGGAAUCAAACUCUCAAACAAAGCGGUAUUCUGGGAACAUGGAAUAUGUAAUCUCCCGAAUCUCUCCUGUUCCACCUGGGGCAUGGCAAGAGGGCUAUCCUCCACCUCCUCUUAACACUUCCACCAUGAAUCCUCCUAACCAGGGACAAAGGGGCAUUAGUUCUGUUCCUGUUGGCAGACAACCAAUCAUCAUGCAGAGUUCUAACAAAUUUAACUUUACACCAGGGAGGCCUGGAAUUCAGAAUGGUAGUCAGACUGAUUUUAUGAUACACCAAAAUGUUGUCCCUGCUGGCACUGUGAAUUGGCAACCACCUCCUCCAUAUCCUCUGACCCCAGCUAAUGGACAAAGCCCUUCCACUUUACAAACAGGGGGAUCUACCGCGCCUUCAUCAUACACCAAUGGAAAUGUGCCUCAGUCUAUGAUGGUGCCAAACAGAAGUAGUCAUAACAUGGAACUUUACAACAUUAAUGUCCCUGGACUGCAAACAUCUUGGCCUCAGUCAUCUUCUGCUCCCGCCCAAUCAUCCCCAAGCAGCGGACAUGAAAUUCCCACAUGGCAACCUAACAUACCAGUCAGGUCAAAUUCUUUUAAUAACCCAUUAGGAAAUAGAACAAGUCACUCAGCUAAUUCUCAACCUUCAGCUACAACAGUCACUGCGAUCACACCAGCUCCUAUUCAACAACCUGUGAAAAGCACGCGCGUCUUCAAGCCAGAGCUACAGACUGCUUUAGCACCUACCCACCCUUCCUGGAUACCACAGCCAGUUCAAACUGUUCAACCUAGCCCUUUUUCUGAGGGUACCACUUCAAAUAUGACUGUUAUGCCACCUGUUGCUGAAGCUCCAACCUAUCAAGGUCCACCACCACCUUAUCCAAAGCAUCUGCUACACCAGAAUCCACCAGUUCCUCCAUAUGAAUCAAUAAAUAAAUCUAGCAAAGAGGAUCAGUCUAGCUUGCCCAAGGAAGAUGAGGAUGAGAAAAGUUUUGAAAAUAUUGAUAAUGGGGAUAAAGAAAAGAAGCAGAUUACAACUUCACCUAUCACUGUUAGAAAAAACAAGAGAGAUGAAGAGCGAAGGGAAUCUCGUAUUCAGAGUUACUCUCCUCAGGCAUUUAAAUUCUUUAUGGAACAACAUGUAGAAAAUGUCCUCAAAUCUCAUCAACAACGUCUACAUCGUAAAAAACAACUGGAGAAUGAAAUGAUGCGGGUUGGAUUAUCUCAAGAUGCCCAGGAUCAAAUGAGAAAGAUGCUUUGCCAAAAAGAGUCUAAUUACAUUCGUCUGAAAAGGGCUAAAAUGGAUAAGUCUAUGUUUGUCAAGAUAAAGACACUGGGAAUAGGAGCAUUUGGUGAAGUCUGUCUAGCAAGAAAAGUAGAUACUAAAGCUUUGUAUGCAACAAAAACUCUUCGAAAAAAAGAUGUUUUGCUUCGAAAUCAAGUUGCCCAUGUUAAAGCUGAGAGAGAUAUAUUGGCCGAAGCUGACAAUGAAUGGGUAGUUCGCUUAUAUUAUUCAUUUCAAGACAAGGACAAUUUAUACUUUGUAAUGGACUACAUUCCUGGGGGUGAUAUGAUGAGCCUGUUAAUUAGAAUGGGAAUAUUUCCAGAAAAUCUGGCACGAUUCUAUAUAGCAGAACUUACUUGUGCAGUUGAAAGUGUUCAUAAAAUGGGUUUUAUUCAUAGAGAUAUUAAACCUGAUAAUAUUUUGAUUGAUCGUGAUGGUCAUAUUAAAUUGACUGACUUUGGCCUCUGCACUGGCUUCAGAUGGACACAUGAUUCCAAGUACUAUCAGAGUGGUGACCACCCACGGCAAGAUAGCAUGGAUUUCAGCAAUGAGUGGGGUGAUCCCUCCAACUGUAGAUGUGGAGAUAGACUAAAGCCUCUGGAGCGCAGAGCUGCACGCCAGCACCAGCGAUGUCUAGCACAUUCUUUGGUUGGGACUCCCAAUUAUAUUGCACCUGAAGUGUUGCUACGAACAGGCUAUACACAGUUGUGUGAUUGGUGGAGUGUUGGUGUUAUUCUUUUUGAAAUGUUGGUGGGACAACCUCCUUUCUUGGCACAAACACCAUUAGAAACACAAAUGAAGGUUAUCAACUGGCAAACAUCUCUUCACAUUCCACCACAAGCUAAACUGAGUCCUGAAGCCUCUGAUCUGAUUAUUAAACUCUGCCGAGGACCAGAAGAUCGCUUAGGCAAGAAUGGUGCUGAUGAAAUAAAAGUUCAUCCAUUUUUUAAAACAGUUGAUUUCUCCAGUGAUCUGAGACAGCAGUCUGCGUCAUAUAUUCCUAAAAUCACACACCCAACAGACACAUCCAAUUUUGACCCUGUUGAUCCUGACAAGUUAUGGAGUGAUGAUAACGAGGAAGAAAAUGUAAAUGACACUCUCAAUGGAUGGUAUAAAAAUGGAAAGCACCCUGAACAUGCUUUCUAUGAAUUUACCUUUCGGCGGUUCUUUGAUGACAAUGGCUACCCAUAUAAUUAUCCAAAACCUAUCGAAUAUGAACACAUUAAUUCACAAGGCUCAGAGCAACAUUCAGAUGAAGAUGAUCAACAUAAAGGCUCAGAGAUCAAAAAUCGUGAUCUAGUGUAUGUUUAACACACUAGAAAAUAAUCAUAGUGAGAAUCUGCAAUAAGGCCUAAAAUACUGGGCUUUUUGAAAUGCUGAAAGUAAAAUUAUGCAACUGUGGCAGAGCUAUGUAUGUGUGCUCUGUGUACAAUAUUUUAUUUUCCUAAAUUAUAGGAAAUCCUUUUAAAAUUUUAAUUUAUUCCAACCUUUUUAAAUCAGUAAUUUAGAAAAAAUUGUUAUACAUAAGUUAUGAACUGAACAUUACAGUCAGUUCUUGGUACUUAAAGUACUUAAAAUAAAAAAUUAGUGCUUUGUUUUAAAAGGAGAAGCCUGUUAUCUAUUUGUAUAUAUGCUGAAUAAUUUUAAAACUCAAGAGUUUUUGAAAGACAUUUUUAGUUUUUAUCUUGCUUUAACCAAAUAUGAAACAUACCCCUAUUUACAGAGCUCUUCUCCCCUCCUCCCCAGUUUUGUUUGGUACAAAAUAAGCUAGAGAAAUUAAGCCAUCAUUUGCAGUGUUCCUGGGUUAAUAACAAUUUGUAUAAGUUAUAUCCUGGAACUAAGAAAUACAGGGUGGAAACAAUACGUUCAUGAGAAGGAAAAAUAAUGCAGAUAUCUUUUCUCCCCUCUGUGGAAUGCUUAGUCUUUUAGCUUUUUUUCUUCUAGCUUUUUUUUUUUUAAUAAAUACUGGCUUUAAAAGAAGCCAAAGCACUACUAGUUUUCUUUCCAUUUUGGUAUUAAUGCUGCUUCCAGUUUUAAAAGGGAACAAAGUUGCCGUAAAUCAAAAAUUCUGAAUACUAAAAGCUGAGGUCUUUUAUAGUUUUACUUUGAAAUUGAAAUGUUUUUGUACCAUUCUAAGCCAAGAAAUUAUUUUCAG